Messenger RNA from Periconia digitata, 1980 nucleotides. NCBI's taxonomy places the organism in Eukaryota, Fungi, Ascomycota, Dothideomycetes, Pleosporales, Periconiaceae. The record is from the annotation of a GenBank genome assembly.
AGCCGCAAAAUCUCACCAAGCACCAUGACGCCGACCACCAACUCUGCGGAGCCGUUCUCCCCGACGAGGAUUCAUCCGUUGUUGUCCCCACAGCGUUUGGCUUCCUCCGGCCUUAAUUCCGUCCCGUCAACACAGACCUUAAACACCACCGCUACCCCCCAUUCCCCGUCUUCACAUCCUCAACAAUCCACCCUCGACACCCACGACCACCCAGUCACCCAGCAAAAGAAUGCGCAGCCUUUGACAGACAUCUGCUUCAGCGGCCCUGCGUCCGCGCCUGUUCAGCCCCAGGAUUCCACCCACGUCACUGACCCGGACGAGGCCCGCCGGACUGGACCCCAGGACCCGAUAAGCACUGCACCCUCCAUCGAGAAUCUUGCCGCUCUCCCCACAAAGUCGUUCCGCGAGCACCGCGAGCACCGCAAACACCGCAAAAACGCCUACUCGAUUGACUCGAUCCCCCGCCAGACCAUUCUCAAGGCCUUGCAGUCGCGCCCACCCAUGAACAACCCCACUUCCAUGAACACCCUGCUCAUGGAGGGUACCGCAGAGGAGGCCCCCAAAACGCACUCAUCCGAGGUGGUUCCUCAUCGUGGUCUUGCCCAGGCGCUGGCCGAUUUGGACUUGAACACGGCCGAUCUGUCCGCCGGCAAGAUGGCCGCUCUGGCUUCGCCUUGUUUCUUCCACAAGAAGUUCGACAAGGCUGUCAAUCUCGACCGUGUCCUGGAUGAGAUAGCUGAUGAUGAGACAAUCUCACACUCCCGUCUCAUGCAGACCGCAACCAGUGUGCGCGAAGUUUCCAAGCAGCUUCAGCGUCGUCCCAUCAAGAUGACGGUCCGCAAUAUUAUGAUCGUUACCAAGGCCCGCGACAACAGCCUUGUUCAUCUCACUCGCGAGUUGGCCGAGUGGCUCAUCACCACUCCUCGUAACGGCGCCGAUGUCGGUGUAAAUGUCUACGUAGAUCACAAGCUUCGCAAGUCGAAGCGUUUUGAUAUGCCUUCGCUUCUGGCCAAAGAUCCUCGCUAUGAGAGCAUGCUCCGAUUUUGGACCCCCGAUCUUUGUUGGGAGUCGCCCGAGAAAUUCGACCUUGUUCUUACUCUCGGCGGUGACGGCACUGUUCUCUUCACAUCUUGGCUUUUCCAGCGCAUCGUGCCGCCAAUUUUGUCCUUCUCACUGGGUAGUCUAGGGUUCCUCACCAACUUCCAGUUUGACGAGUACCGUCCAGCGUUGAGUAAGAUCAUGGACGACACAGGCAUGCGGGUCAAUCUGCGCAUGCGCUUUACCUGUACUGUCUACCGUUACCAGAAACAUGCUGCCAAUGGAGAACCGCAGCAUAUCGAGGCCGAGCAAUUUGAAGUGCUCAACGAGCUCGUCAUCGACCGCGGCCCAUCACCCUAUGUCUCGCAGCUUGAACUUUACGGUGACAACAAUCUGCUCACUAUCGUACAAGCUGAUGGCUGCAUCUUCUCGACACCAACCGGGUCCACGGCCUACUCGUUGUCUGCUGGUGGAUCACUGGUGCAUCCGGACAUUCCCGCAAUCUCUCUUACUCCCAUCUGCCCACACACGCUCAGCUUCAGGCCGAUGCUAUUGAACGACAGCAUGCUCUUACGCGUAGCGGUGCCGCGCAACUCUCGCGCUACAGCCUACUGCGCUUUCGAUGGAAAGGGUCGUGUUGAGCUUCGACAAGGUGAUCAUGUUACCAUCGCUGCAUCUCAGUACCCUUUCCCCACGGUGCUUUCGCGACCCACGGAGUGGUUUGACUCGAUAUCGCGCACGUUGCGGUGGAACAACCGCGGGGCAGCACAGAAAGCGUGGGAUGGCGACGAGGGCGAGGGUCAGGAGGGCGAACAAGAUGCAGGGUUCGACAUUGAUUUCGACAAUGACGAUGCGGACCGUGAUUCGGGUUACUCUCCGGAUGGGUCUACUACCGGCAGGAGCAGUCCGAUACGCAAGGGAGUUGUUCUCCCGUUCCUCUAA